Dermacentor silvarum is the source of this 792-nucleotide messenger RNA. Its product is annotated as transcription factor SOX-18. The record is from RefSeq and is a predicted model, not a curated record. The coding region runs from base 1 to 792 and encodes 263 amino acids. The transcript is spliced from 2 exons. NCBI's taxonomy places the organism in Eukaryota, Metazoa, Arthropoda, Arachnida, Ixodida, Ixodidae.
AUGGCAGUUCCCGAUGAGGCCUCGCAUCCCGCCGUGGCGGGUGCAUCGUUGAGCAGGGAGGUGCAACACUGCUGCAAGCGGCGAUCGCACAUUCCGCCACCGCCAAGUGCCUUGAUGCCGUUCGAACAGGAAAAGAGGCGUUCGGUGGCCGCCAUGAAGGCGAAAGAAAACAACCGGCGCGUUAGCAGCCGCCUAACAAAGAUGCAGCGUCCUCUCCGCGCCGCCGACAAGGAGCCCCUCCAGCGCAAGUUAGCCGAAGCAGUCGCCGUCCACCGAAGGAAGUACCCGGACUACGCGCACCACCCGCGUGAGGCCCGCCGGCGCAAGGAGCAGGAACGCAUUGCCAAGCAGGGUCGAAGCAGCCUGAAGUUCCAGCAGCAGCUGCAUCCGCUACCACUGCCGCCGACGCCAAGCAGCAAACACCGUGGUACCAUCAGUGCUGCUCGAGUCGGCGCUUCGGGCGCAGGUCAGGGAACUGUGGCUUCUAUGACGACGGACAAUGUCCCGGCCACGACCAAGGAUCUCGAAGGACACAUGGUGCCUGUAAAAGUGGCUGCCUUAAGAGCCUUGGCUGAAUUGUUGAAGAGGCAGCCGCAACACUUCCACAAUUAUGCUGAGCUGACCUUGAUCAAGAUCUUCGGAGCAUUCAAGCAGCCUGAGGAGAGCCGUGCUGCCGAGCUGUGUUCUAUAGAGGCUGCUGCUGCGUUACCACCCGAACAAACAAUGGGGCUCCUACACUCGCUCACCGGGCAGUCGGAUGACCGUCGCUGCAAUCAAGGUCAUGUCUCGUAA